Stegodyphus dumicola is the source of this 924-nucleotide messenger RNA. RefSeq names its product neprilysin-1-like. Gene Ontology annotation, cellular component: plasma membrane. Gene Ontology annotation, biological process: protein processing. Gene Ontology annotation, molecular function: metalloendopeptidase activity. The record is from RefSeq and is a predicted model, not a curated record. Lineage: Eukaryota; Metazoa; Arthropoda; Arachnida; Araneae; Eresidae.
UGCAUUUGGUGGCACAGGAGAUCCAACACUGAGAGAAUUCUGGUAACUCUCUGCUUACUACUGUUCAUAUCAUGCAUGGCCCUCAUUAUAGCGAAUGUCAUGAUGGGCGGAUUGUUAAGACAAGCAGAUAACUUUUCAAGAAAAACGUGCCACUCCAAGGAAUGCAUUAAAGCUGCUGCCCGUCUUUUAGAGAAGAUGGAUCCAUCCGUGGACCCUUGCGAUGAUUUCUACCAGUUCGCAUGCGGCAACUAUCUGAGCAGUAACACCGUACCUGAUGAUCAUUACCUGCGUUCCACAAUACAGACGAUGCAGGACGACCUAUACGUAACGCUCAAAAAGCUCGUUGAACAACCUGUCUCAGUGAACGACUCUGAUGCCAUACUCAAAGUUAAAAAGCUGUAUACUUCCUGCAUGAAUACAAGCAGCAUAGAGGAUGGAUCUGUGAAGGUACUGCGCGAGCUGUUGACUGACUCUGGUAUUGGUGAGUGGCCUAUUCUAGAUCAUCGAUGGAAUAAAUCAGAAGUUGACCUCGAGUGGCGACUGGCCAUGCUGCACGUGCAUCAGGUCCAACCUUUCUUCCACACCUUCGUUGCUCCAGAUGACAGAAAUUCCUCAGUCUACCUUCUGCAUGUAUAUUCAGGUUCACCCAUACUAAACACGCAGUACUAUUUAAAUACUUCGGAGCCAGAUUAUGUGCGGUACAUUCUGUCCUACAAGAACCUUAUCGCAGAAACAGCUCGCCUACUGAAAGCUCAAGAAGCGGUAGUGAAGAGGGAUAUUGAAGCCAUGUUGCAGUUUGAAGUCGAUUUUGCCAAUAUUUCACAAGAUGAUCCUAUGGAUUCCUUAAAUGAAACGAAUCAGUCGGAUGAUGAUUUCGUUUUCAACAAAUUCAACAUUUCGAUGUUGGAAGACAUGAUACCACAG